This is a messenger RNA of Paramisgurnus dabryanus, 747 nucleotides long. NCBI's taxonomy places the organism in Eukaryota, Metazoa, Chordata, Actinopteri, Cypriniformes, Cobitidae. The record is from RefSeq and is a predicted model, not a curated record.
CUUAACUUUCACAUAUUUCAUUUAACAUCAACAGAGAUGUGAUGUAUGUAAAAGCUCAAUUACUGUUUGUCUACUUUAGGAAUGGACGUUUAUUCCCAAACAAGUCCGUCCUCUUCAGAGCAUUUGGCAUUAGGAGGACGGGCUGUACAGUCAUCCACAGGAUACGGUUGGGUAGCAGCAAAUGCCAUUGACACUUCACUCCAAACCUGCACCCAUUCGGGCAAAUGCAAUAACCCCUGGUGGAGAGUGGAUCUUCUGGAUUCUUACAACAUCUCUCGAGUCGUCAUCACUAACAGAGCAGACUGCUGUGUGGGUCGACUCAAAGGAGCAGAAAUUCAUGUCGGAAACUCUCUGGAAAACAAUGGCAACAAUAAUUCCAGAUGUGCUGUGCUGAAUGAUAUUCCACUGGGUCAGUCUCUGUCCGUGUCCUGUCACAAUAUGGAGGGACGAUAUGUGAAUCUCAUUAUACCUGGAAAUUCAAAAGUCCUCUCUGUCUGUAAAGUGGAGGUGUAUAUUAACGUCUUGAAAAAAACCUUUGUGAAGAUGACAUUUCUGUCCAGUGUCAAUAUGACUGAUCCAGCUGUCAAUAACACAAUUCUUGAUCAGCUAAAUACCGCUUUGACUUCUAAAGGAAUCUCAAAUUUCACACUGAGCUGGACAAAACUCCCUCAGAAAGUCGAACAGGAGAUUAAACUGGAUGACGAUGAUGAUGAUGAGUCCAUGUGUGAACAUGAUUAUCCUGAAUAA